AUGGGAUUCCUAGACUCCCAUUCCUACACGGCCGUUACCAGCAACAUCAACCGUAUAGUGGAGUCUGCUCCUAUCGACUCGGACGAUGCGUCUAUGGAGAUGGAACUUCCAGAAUUGCUCGACGCAAUUCGUCAUCAACACAACCCUGGAGAGCCAGGGCCAGUAGAGGCAGCCAGAGCAAUCCGCAAAAAGCUGAAACACGGCUCGUUCACCGAACAGUACAACGCACUGAGUUUGCUGGAGCUUCUUGUUGCAAACGGAGGGUCCUCUUUAUUACCAUUGUACAAUGACUCCCGGUUGCUGGAUCGUCUCAAGUACACAAUUGUGACACGGCCCGAGGUUUCUGGCGUUGACCCACGGAUACGCAAGCGGGCAACACAUCUCGCUGUUGGAUGGAGAAACGAAUAUGCGAGAACUGGAGAGGUGGGCGGUUUGUUUACGCUUGCAAACUCGGUGAAGGUGAGCACCACGUCAAGACCAAGAAGGACCGUGCCUGAUUUCAUGAAUGACGAGGCCGAAGAGACCCCAUUCGAAGAAGUGUACGAGACCCCCGACAACGCGUCCGAGUCCUCUUCAAUUGCUCCAUCUGUUGCUCAAUCGGGCGGGUCGAGGUUCGUCCCACGUGUGACGUCGCCAAAGACUAACAGAGAGCUUGACCGCAAGUUCAAGAUUCCUCUGAUCAACUACGAAAAGGAAACACCGAAAAUCCACCAGACAAUUGCCGAGGCAAACAUUCUGUCUACCACAUUGACCAACACGCUGAAAACCCUGGAGCCAGAAGAGCUGUCGAUCCACUCGGCCAAGGCCAACAAGGAGUUCGAGGAAUGUAGAAACAUCAGAAGAAAGAUCCUCAGAUAUCUGCAGCUGGUCAACCAGGAGCAACUUCUCGGUGCCCUUUUGAAAUGCAACGACGACCUGGUUCGUUCGCUUCAGUUCUACGAGGAGCUCGCGGAGCCAAGAGACGGUGGAGAGUCUGACUCUUUGGCAGAUUACGAAACCAUCAACAGCGAGCGUACUGAGCGUACAAACUCGGUUGUUGCACCAACUAGGACUGCACGCUCGGAAAUUGACGAGUUCGACCCGUUCAGCGACAACAACGAGGUUUCUGCCCCCACUGUGUGGAGAUGA
Messenger RNA from Ogataea philodendri, 1128 nucleotides. RefSeq lists its product as uncharacterized. Gene Ontology annotation, biological process: endocytosis; actin filament organization; actin cortical patch localization. The record is from RefSeq and is a predicted model, not a curated record. Gene Ontology annotation, cellular component: actin cortical patch. Gene Ontology annotation, molecular function: phosphatidylinositol binding; ubiquitin binding. The coding region runs from base 1 to 1128 and encodes 375 amino acids. The transcript has a single exon. Lineage: Eukaryota; Fungi; Ascomycota; Pichiomycetes; Pichiales; Pichiaceae.